AUGAGUCAGUUUCUCAGUAGUAUUGAGCCAAAUAUUAUUGAUGAUGAAAUGGUUCAGAAAGCCAUUGAAGAGAAGUGUCCAGAGGACCUUGGAGAUCUUGCCAGAAGGGAAUGUACUAACUGGAAGUUUGUGACAGAGCUACAACUUAGUUUUAAAAGCAUCCUGCAGAUUGAUAAUCUGUGGCCAUUAGAGAAUCUGACUAAACUGCAGCUGGACAACAACAUCAUUGAGAGGAUAGAAGGUCUGCAGAGUCUGGUUCACCUUGUAUGGCUUGACCUAUCCUUCAACAAUAUUGAAGUAAUUGAGGGCCUGGAUACUCUUGUCAAACUGCAGGACCUCAGUCUCUACAGUAACAGAAUAUCUAAAAUUGAACACAUGGACACAUUGCAAGAGCUGCAGAUUUUCUCCAUAGGGAAGAAUAACCUGACCACUCUGGAAGAUGUUGUCUAUCUCAGGAGGUUAAAAAGCUUACGGACACUGAACCUCAGUGGGAAUCCCCUCUGCAAUGAGGAGCACUACACGCUGUUUGUUGUUGCUCAUCUUCCAAGCCUGGUGUACUUGGACUUCAAGAUCGUGAGAGACUCCACGAGAAAAGCUGCAGCUUUAAAGUAUGAAGAUCUUACUAAGCCAUUGGAACAAGAGGAGGCUCAGGUCCUUGCUCUGCAGGAGGCACAAGAGGCAAAGCAGAAGGAGCUGGAGUACCACCAGGCAGCCUUUGUUGAGUACCUGAAUAGCUCACUCCUGUUUGACAGUCUGUAUGAAGAGGAUAGAGAAGCUGCCAAACUGGCUUCCCUCCCUGGAGUGGAGGACCUGCUGCAGGCAUACAAGAAGGAGUUUCUCUCAGUUUGUGAGAACCUAUAUAACUAUGGACUGGAAGAGUAUGAAAAACGAGAAGCUGAAGUCUCUAAAUUCUACAAAAGGCUCCAUGAAAUUCUGGCAGUCAACCAGGAAGAAAGCAAGAGAAUAAUCUCAGACUUCAAGAGUCGGAACAGAAGGAGGCUGGAUGAGCUUUAUCAGGCUGGGAGUGGCAACCUUGCUGAGUCUGAACGAGCCCAGGGCAAGGAGGACAUCCGUCAGCUCUGGGAUGCACUCAUGACCUUGGAAGCGCUGGUAUCCAACGACCUGGAGGAACUGUUACAGGAUUUUAAAAGAAGCAUUGAUGUCAUAGCAUCAACAUUCACUGAAAACAUUAAAGGGAUAUUUAACCAGUGCCGGGACCUGGAAAAUGAACACCAUGAAAAGCUGAUGGUGAUUGUCAUCGCCACCCUGGAGAAACUGGACAUGGAUCCAUUUGAUGAGAGUUUGCCAGAUGAUGUUCAAAGGCUCUUUGAGGACAAAAACACCAUUGUCAACAUCAUCAACACAUCCCACAGCAUCCGCCUGCGGAAGAUUGAUAAGCGAGAGAGCGACAUGCUCUGCAACAUCUACCAGUGGCAGAUCUCAGAGACAGAGAAGGCUUUCCAAACUGAGAGCGACAGAAACCGUGCCUGCCUUGGAAAGAUCCUUUGCUUCAUCAACACUCUGCAGAAGGAGCUGGAUAACACAAUGAUCCUGAAGCCUAAGGAAUAG
Molecule: messenger RNA, 1569 nt
Organism: Sturnus vulgaris (Common starling)
Lineage: Eukaryota; Metazoa; Chordata; Aves; Passeriformes; Sturnidae
Source: RefSeq, a predicted model, not a curated record